Messenger RNA from Cervus elaphus (red deer), 8705 nucleotides. It is a transcript of the gene KBTBD11, whose product is annotated as kelch repeat and BTB domain containing 11. The transcript has 2 exons. The record is from RefSeq and is a predicted model, not a curated record. Gene Ontology annotation, molecular function: protein binding. Lineage: Eukaryota; Metazoa; Chordata; Mammalia; Artiodactyla; Cervidae. The coding region runs from base 6426 to 8369 and encodes 647 amino acids.
GCGCAGGGUCCUCGUGUGGGGAGAAGUCAGCCUCGCUGGCCCUUUGGUCUCCGAGGGCGGGGCGGUGUGGGGCAGGGCUUCCUUGCAUAACUCUAAAGAGAUCAAGGCCAGCGGCCCAGGCGGAAAGCCUGGGAGAGAGGGCCCCACCCCCGGGUGCUGGCCAUGGCCCAGGCCCUUGGCGCGGUGGAGCCCACCCUGCCCGGGAGAGCCCGCUGUGUGAGGGGCUCCCGGAGUCGGCUGUGCUGGGACCAGACCUGCAGACGCCCUCCACCCCGCUGGGCCGUGGGGCAUCACAGCCGCCUCCUGCACUAGCGGGGUGCGGCCACCUCCUUGUAGACUUCCAGACCCCAGAAGACGGCGGAAAGGGCGAUGUGUAUGUGUGUGUGGGGGGGUGUCACACCCUCCCCAGAGUCACUACUGCCUGGCCGCCUGUGGUGUCUGCCCGAGUGGGAGUGCUGUUUCCCAAAAUAGCCUCUUCCUGAGACUGAGGUGACCCCUCACCCUGAUCCCACCGCAGCCCCGACUCCACACCCACAUUUGGGGGAAAUGCAGUGGAAACCAGUAUGUUGGCAGCCGUCACCUAUAAACUCUAUUUAGGCAGAUGUUGGGCUUCCCAGGUGACUCAGUGGUAAAGAAUCUGCCUGCGAUGCAGGAGACACAGGUUCGAUCCCUGGGUUGGGAAGAUCCCCUGGAGGAGGACAUGGCAGUCUACCCCCUGGAGAAUCCCAUGGACAGAGGAGCCUGGAGGGCUACAGUCCAUGGGAUCAGAAAGGGCUGGACAUGACUGAGCAGCUAACACUUUCACUUUCAAAGAGUUUGCAAAGACAGCAGGUUGAUAAUAUAUUGGGUUGGCCAAAAUGUUUGGGUUUUUCUAUAUAAUGUAACAAAAGCCCUAGCUAAUUUUUUGGGCAACCCAAUAGUUUCCUUGGAUUGAGUCUCAAGAUCAUUUAAAUACUUCGUUUUUGCAUCCACUUAUUCCUGGCUGUCUCAGGACUGUCCUGAUGGGAGAGACCUCUCUGAUGCUCACAUGGAGGAACUCCCACUGGCAGACCGUGUCUGGAUUUCUGCUUCAGAAGCCAGGUGUCAACAGUGAGAGACGAGCUGGCAUUUCAUCUGCCUCCGCGUCCCGUCCGCCACCCUCGUUGCUUAGAGGACAGAGAUCACAUGUUGAAUUUGGAUGAAUUCCUCCCUGUAAGCUCUCCGCCAGGUUCCUUGUCUCCUGACAGCCAAACAGAAGGCGGUUCUGCUCCGCUGCGGUUUCCAGGCAAGACUCAGGCCCUUUCCCAGGACCUGCUGAGCCGGAGGGGGCGGGCCUAGGUCAAGAGCAUCGCUUCUGGGAACCGGCAGGAUACCUGAGGACACGGGCGGGGCGGUGGUGGUGGGGGGGCUCUAUUGUUACAUCUUAACCACAACAAAGCAGGACAGAGGUCAGAGACAGGGCUUUCUAGCUGUGGUCCAUUCGUGCCAACAGCGAUAAGUAAGCAAGUGCGAUUAGUAGAGAGGGGUCUGGGUUCUAACUUGCCAGCAACGGGUGUGUGAUCUUGGACAAAUCUCUCUAUAAAACCAAGAGCUUAGAGCUUUGAAAAUUAUAAAAUGUGAGUUUUUAUUUAACUUCUCCACAUUUCAGUUUGACCUUGACUUUACUCACAUACUCUAGCACUAAGAAUAUGGCAACUUAGGAGUCUUGUUACCUAGUGAGUGACUUAAUUAUGUGUGGCUUCCAUGAGAGUCAGUCGCAGUCCAGAUUGAUUAUUUAAUUGAUGAAUACUCAUUACACAUAUGGGAUAACAUUUUUAAGUUGUAAGUUAUGAAAUAAUCAAACACCAUUAAUAAUGUGAUUAAAAUAUCAAUGUUAUCCCAGUGAGCUGUAGUACAUGUUAUCAUCUUGCCGUUUACACUUCAAAUCCUUAGGAAACCAGGUGCUAACCCAGCAGGUGGACAACACUUCCCCCACCCCCCACCAAUCCUGUCCCUUUCACACUUCCAUGAGUGACACACAGUUGUUGUUUUUUUCAUGUUUAAAUGUAUGUAAAUAGUAUUAUGGUGCUCCCAGGCAGCUCAGUGGUAAGGAAUACACCUGCCAAUGCAGGAGACACAGGAGACAGGUUCAGUCCCUGGGUCAGGAAGAUCCGCUGGGAGAGUAAAUGGCAACCCACUCCAGUAUUCUUGCUGGAGAAUCCCAGGGACAGAGGAGCCUGGGGUACAGUCCAUGGGCUCACACAGAGUCAGAUAUGACUGAGCCCAAGCAUGAGCAGAAGAUCGUAUUAUAUGGCAUCUUUCUGCAAAUGGCAAACCUUCCAAAAUUCAAAAUUAUGUGUUUGGAAUUUAUUCACACCGGUACAUGUAGAUGUAGUUCAUCCAUUUUAAUGUGUGUGGUCCUUUUGGCAGUGAUGGAAAAUCAGUCUAAAAGACGUUUAAUCAAGCUUUUUGUACAGAAGGACACAAAGCAUUCUUUCUGAAACAGGCUGCCUUGUCACCUCCCUUCACUUCUUUGAAGCCAUCAGAGGAUGCCUGUUGUCAUUUGGAUGUGAGGGUGGGGUGGGGCCCGGCCCUGCUCACCCCGGGGCUCCUGGCCGCGCCAGGCUCUCCAGUUUCUGAACUGGUCAAGCUUGUUUCCAACCCAAGGAGUCUGUUCUCUCUUCUGCUGGCCCUGUGUCUGGUUCCCUCCUGCUCUCAGGAAUCUUCCCCAAUGCCAGUAGAAACCAGGUCUAUCAUGCCUCUCAGACCCUUGUUUACGUGGUUUGUAAUUCACUAGAAUUUGUAUAAUGAUGGCUUAGGUUUACUUUCUCCCUAGACUGGGAGCUCUGCGGGGGCCAAGGUCAAGUCUUUUUGGUUCCUGCUACCCUCUAGGACCAAGGGCACUUCCUGAAAUAUUGUGGGUGUUCAGCUAGAUCUGCUCAAUAUGUGAACCAAGUAAGUGACAGAAUACUAUUAAUUAUUUAUCACCGCUAAUGGGACUUUAACAGAUUGAAGAACUGGGGGAAGUGUGAAUUUGUUCAGCCCAGGCAAGUCUCUCACUUCUGACUCCAGCUUCCCAUCUCUGCUGGAGAGCUCACCUCUGAUUUCAGAGGAUGCACAAGACAGCCUUAUCUUAGAAGAGUUCAGGUUACUCAACCGUUGCUCGGAACUGGGUCUCAUGGCUACAGGUUUCCUGCUGGGACUGUGGUCCAUGCACCUCUUUCCAGCCCCGGUGGUCCCGUGUGGGAUUGCAGUGUUCACAGUCGUGUCUGCCCAGGCCAACAUCUCCUGAACCUGAGCUGCAAACAAGAGGCACGUGUUUCUCUUGCAGCGCGUUCUGGCCUUGCUCCCUGAAGGCGCAUCUGGAAACCAAGGGUGUCAUUUGCACUCAUCUCACUUGGGAGUCUUCCAAGUGACGAAUGCACACGUUUAUCUCCACCUGUUCUCCUUUCAGCUCCUCGGGGUCUGUGACUCCGUGGAGCACAGGACCAUGUUGUAACGGCACCAAGUCGGGUCCUGUCUGUGUGAUGUCACGUUUGGUGGUGAUUGAAGGCACAGGGUCCCCGGAGCCCGAAGCAGCAAUGCCCCCGAGUCCCCCCACUCUAGUGUGCAGAUUCAGGAGUGAGAGUCCAUCUCCUACCAAGGGCUGUCUCGUGAGUCACGAUGCUCUGACACCGUGUGUUUCUCUCAAAUAUAGACAAAGACUUAUGAUCUGACGAGGGAGGCGGAGUGGUGAAGCUCUCCUACAGAUCUUCAUGACCUAGUUGUCCUGUUGGAUUAAUGUACAUCUCAUCCCUUCACCCCGGGCAUCAUCUUACCCAGAUGGCUCGUCACUGGCGACAGCCAAGGGCACAGAGACGCUCCCCUGAUUUCGGCUCUCUGACCCUUGGGGCCUCUCUCCUGCAUAAACUGAGGCAAUGUGGCUGCAGCAGGAGGACUGGCAGGCCGUGCUCUUGACGGCGCUCUGGGAGGGCAGGGUGCAGGGUUUGCACGCAGAGGCACACCUGUGUGGGUUUGCACGCACACACAGCCUCACCGGGCUCAUCAGGGCGCAGGGUCAGCACACACAGGCACACCUGUGUGGGGUGUGCACACACACACAGCCUCACGGGGCUCAUCAGGGCAUGGGUCUAUAUACACAGGUACACCUGUGUGGGGUGUACACGUGCACACAGCCAUGCAGGGCUCACCAAGGCGCGGGAUCAGCACACACAGGCACACUUGCAUGGGGUGUGCACGCACACACAGCCUCACAGGGCUCAUCAGGGUGCGGGAUCUGCACACACAGGUACACCUGCGUGGGGUGUACACAUGCACACAACCUCACCGGGCUCACCAGGGCAUGGGGUCUGCACGCAGAGGCACAUGUGUGUGGGGUGUGCACGCACACACAGCCUCACGGGGCUCACCAGGGCGCAGAGGCAGUUCUGUGCUCACUCCGCGGGUGGAGAGGCCUUUCUGGCCAAGGAUGAGGGCCGAGCUCAGGGCAGACCUGGGAGCAGACGGCUCAAUGCCUUGUUUUCCAGCCUAAGGAGUUUGGACUUUGUGAACAGCUAUUACGUAAAGGCUUUUCUUCAGGAAAUUCUCUAAUUUUACUUCCACCAGUGCAUCCCUGCCAGAGAGUCAGCCUGCUGUUAUUCCCCUAAAUCACGCCCACACAGACAGCCCCAGCAGCCCGUUCCCGCCAGACCUGCCUGCAUCUCCAUCUGCUUCCCUCUCCAGGCUGGGACAGCCCGCGCCGUCAGCAUGCUGACCCCUGGACACGCUGGGCAGCGGACCAGACCCACCAGCGUCUCGUAGGUGUCCCUCAGCCAGGCACGCGGAUGCGGCAAAGACCCGGGCUUCACCUUCAAAACUGGAAGGACCUCCCUGGCGGCUCAGUGGUAAAGAAUCCGCCCGCCAACGCAGGAGACUCAGGUUUGAUUCCUAGUCCAGGAAGAUCCCACAUGCCUUGGAGCAACUGUGCGCCACAACUGCUGAGCCUGUGCUCAAGAGCCCAGGGAACCACCGCUACUGAAGACGGCAGGCCCUGGGGCUCGUGCCCCACCACAGGAGAGGCCAUCGCCACAGCUAGAGAGCCCCUCUGCACUGCAACCAGAGAACGCUGGCACCCUGCAGACCCAGCACAGCCAAAAUACACAAUAAAAUUAAAAAAAAACCAAAACAGAAGUAGCAGACAGAAGGACCCGGAGCAUGGGGCGGGCGCUGGGCAGCAUGGAUGCUGGAGCCAGGCAGUGGGCCCCAUCUGGCUCAGCCACCUGCCAGGCGCUGGGCUGGUUAAUCAUAUGAAGUUGGUGAGACUGCUUCACAUCUCAUUUCCUCUGGCAAAACAGGGCUAAAAACUGCAGCCCCACAGAAGGGCUCCUGCAAGGGUCACGUGUGUAACAUACGACAGCAGUUCCUGGAGGAUAGACGAGACAGGCGUGAACUGUGUCACGGCCACUCCUGCACUGAGGCUGCCUUACAGUCUGCGGAGUCUUAGAAAUGUCCUUCGUGAAAAGCAAGUUAAAAAUUACAGUGCCGUAGGCUGGCAGAGUAGACUCAGGUUAACGUCAUCCCAGGAUUCACUGGCUGCUCACUGUGUGGGUGGGGUCGUCCUGGUGUGUGUGGAUCAGCGGCGGGCAGGGUCAGGGAGUGGUCCUGAGACCCUGCUGUCAAAAGCAGGUGGCUGGACACUCGGAUUACACACACGGCAGGCCUGACCCAGAGGACCCCCAGAAGGAACUGGCUGCAACAACAGGCGCUGCAGGAACACGAAGAGCUGGUGAUACGACAUGGAAACACCUGAUACUCCGACAAAGGAAGAGGAAGGUCCCCGGUGGAUGAGUGAGGAAGACGGGUCUAGUGUGUGCACUGACUUGCCCUAACGCCCGCCUGGCGAGUGAAUUACGCAUCCCCACCCGCCCCAGGUGAACACUGCCGAGCCAGGCCCCCCGCUCAGCCCUAAUGGCGAACGGGGGUCACACACGAGGAGAAAGCUCCCCGGGCGGGUGCCUGUAAAGCAGGACUGAAAGUCAGGGUUGGGAAGCGUGGGCCGCAGCCCGGCGCCGAGCGCGGACGCGAUGGGAUGCGAACAGAUGGACGGUGACUCGGAGAGAGAGGGCGGGCCCGGUGCUUAGUACCCGACAGCUCGGCCCGCAGAGCGGGAGCCGUGCCCAGAGCGUCCCGUCCGCCGCGCGGAGCCUGGACCGCACAGACCCGGGCAGACGGCCGCCAGCCCGCGGAGGCCGCGCUGGGGUCACAAGUUCAGCCGCGAGCGGGAGCGCGCUCCCGCCGACACACCCCUUUCUCGGGAGAGCGGGCGGGCGGGCGCGAGCCGAGCGGCGCGAGAGCGAAACCCGCUGUGGACACAAGUGAGGUCUGAUCGCGCGCCCGGAGCCCGGAGGAGCCAUCGACCUUGGGCGGCCCGAGUCUGGGCGGAGUGAUGCGGGGCUGCUGAGCGGGGACAGCCGCCCGAGCGCGCGCGCAUGGAGAGCCCGGUGGUCCCCUGCGUCCUCUACCCGGGCGACGGAGCGUGCGGCCAGGCCGGGGGCCGGGGCGGCGCUCCCGAGGCUCCGGGAGAGGGCAGCCUGCAGCCGCCGGACGCGGCCGAGGGGGAGGGCGCGGCGUCCCCGGCGCAGACACCCUGCAGCCUCAGCGCGUCCCUGUGUUUCAGCUCCGGGGACGACUCCCCGCCGCAGUCUCGCGCCUCCUCCGCGGCGGAGGACGCAGCGGCCUCGCCGCCCUCGUGUCGCAGCGGCCGGGGGGUGGUGGAGAGGCAGUGGGGCGUCGGCAGCGCGGGCGCCGCGUCCCCGGAGGAGCCAGAGUCCCCGGAAGACUCCGCGUCCCCCGAGGAGCCCGCGUUUCCCGGGGAGCGCCCGCCGGCCAAGGAGCCCGCGUCCCCGGAGGAGCCCGCGGACCCCGCGCCCGUGCCCCCCGGCGUCGGCCCGGAGCACGGAGAGCCCGACCUGCUCAUCGAGGUCUCGGGCCGCCGGCUGCGGGCGCAUAAAGCGGUGCUGGCGGCGCGCAGCGACUACUUCCGCGCGCGCGCGUCCCGGGACGUGCUGCGGGUGCAGGGCGUGGGCUGGGCGGCGCUGCGGCUGCUGCUGGCCUACGCGUACAGCGGGCGCAUGGCGGGCGUGCGCCCCGACAACGUGGCCGACGUGGUGGCCGGCGCGCGCCGCCUGCAGCUGCCCUGCGCCGCGCAGCGCGCCACCGAUGCUGUGGCGCCGCAGCUGAGCCUGGCCAACUGCUUCGAGGUGCUGACCGCGGCUAAGCGGCAGCGGCUGGCCGAGCUGCGCGAGGCCGCCUACCGCUUCAUGAGCGACCAUUACCUGGAGGUGCUGCGCGAGCCUGCCGUCUUCGGGCGCCUGUCGGGAGCCGAGCGCGACCUGCUGCUGCGCCGCCGCCUACGCGCCGGCCGCACCCGCCUGCUGGCCGCCGCCCUCGGGCCGGCCGGGGAGCGCGCGGGCAGCCGGCCGCAGAGCCCCUCGGGGGACGCGGAGGGCCGCGGCGAGGCCGCCGUCUACUGCUUCCACGAGGCGGCCGGCGAGUGGCGCGAGCUGACGCGGCUGCCGGAGGGCGCGCCGGCGCGGGGCUGCGGCCUCUGCGUGCUCUACAACUACCUCUUCGUGGCUGGAGGCGUGGGGCCCGCGGGCCCCGACGGCCGCGCCAGGCCCUCCGACCGGGUCUUCUGCUACAACCCGGCCACUGAUCGCUGGAGCACCGUGAGGCCGCUGCGCCAGGCGCGCUCGCAGCUGCAACUGCUGGCCCUGGACGGCCACCUGUACGCCGUGGGCGGCGAGUGCCUGCUCAGCGUGGAGCGCUACGACCCGCGCGCCGACCGCUGGGCUGCCGUGGCCCCGCUGCCCCGGGGCGCCUUCGCCGUGGCGCACGAGGCCACCACGUGCAACGGCGAGAUCUACGUGUCCGGGGGCUCCCUUUUCUACCGCCUGCUCAAGUACGACCCGCGGCGCGACGAGUGGCAGGAGUGCCCGUGCAGCAGCAGCCGCGAGCGCUCAGCCGACAUGGUGGCCCUGGACGGCUUCAUCUACCGCUUCGACCUGUGUGGGGCCCGCGGCGACGCGCCGGCGGCCGUGCAGGCCGCGGGGGUCAGCGUGCUCCGUUACCACUGUCUGGCUAAGCAGUGGAGCCGCUGCGCCUCGCACCUGCGGCCCCCGGGCGCGCCCUCGGGCCUGCAGCCCUUCCGCUGCGCCGCGCUGGAGGGCACCAUCUACUGCGUGAGCCGCGCGGGCACCUGGCGCUUCGUGCCGCCCGCCGAGGGCGAGCCCGGCGCCGGUGACACGGGCCCGGAAGGCAGCUUUGAGCUCCAUUCGCUCCAAACCCCGGCAGACGCCCGGGGCCUGCUCUUCCCCUUCGUGCUCAACUUGCCGGAGGAGAAGCCGGACCGAGGGGAGGAGGGCGCUGCGUAAGAUGGGCCGGGUGGUCACUCGGCAUGUCCCUCCGCGGCCCGAAACAGGGAACGCCCCGUGGGCCGAGGUCCCAACUGGGAACCCGGAAGGGCGCAAGGGGAGCGGAGGCGAGGGGAGAGGGUCGGGGGUGGGCGCUGCCCACGGGGAUCACUUAGGAGGUAGUGCUUGUUGCAGGGCCUGGGAGACCGUGUCCAACGCUGCCUCAAGGCCCCCUUUCUACUCUGCUUUCCUUCUGCUUUGCUUUGCUUUGCUUAAGGGGGGGUCGAUGGAUUAAGAUGCAGGAUGUGAGCAAAUAACUUUGCAAAUAAGAUACAACAUACCUGAGAAAGAAGGAAA